AUACGGGUGGGCUAAACUACCCGGAAGUUCAAGAUAUUGCUUGCGGAAGUUCUUGCACCUCAGUUCAAUGUGACUUUAUCGAAACAUUUCUGCAAAAUAUUAAGAUAAAAUGUUUCUCACUGCCGUGAACCUUGCUAAGGCCAAAUCGAAGACUGUUUUGGUGCAGAUGAUGAGUGCUGCAGGGACAGGUUACUGCUUCAACACCAAGAGAGGACGACUCCGAGAAAAACUGGUGUUGAGGAAACACGACCCUAUAGUGAACAAGCAUGUCCUGUUCCUCGAGAAGAAGAAGAUUCGCUCUCUUUAAACAUGGACUUUUCUCUUGAAGAAUUUUAGUCUGGUGGAUUUAAAUAUAAACUGUUUCAAAUAGCAAGUAGCGCUGAAGCAGCUAUGAGUAAGAGCUCUGAUCUACACUGAACACUUCUGACAGAUCAGCAUUACAUGAAGCAUGACAACAUGUAACAGUGGAUCCAGAAUCCUGUGACGGAGUGAGAAGCACCGCUCUGAGAAGAAAUGCACUGGCUAAGCAUUUAUAUUUAGUAGUUGUUUUUUUUUUUUGAUUUUUUUUUUUUUAGGACUCUAAUAACUCCGUAAAAUUAAAUAAAGAAAAGAAAAAAAAAGGUUGUAUCACAGAGGUGU
This is a messenger RNA of Tachysurus vachellii, 639 nucleotides long. It is a transcript of the gene mrpl33, whose product is annotated as mitochondrial ribosomal protein L33. Bases 110 to 307 code for a protein of 65 amino acids. NCBI's taxonomy places the organism in Eukaryota, Metazoa, Chordata, Actinopteri, Siluriformes, Bagridae. Gene Ontology annotation, cellular component: ribosome; mitochondrion. Gene Ontology annotation, biological process: translation. Gene Ontology annotation, molecular function: structural constituent of ribosome. The transcript is spliced from 4 exons. The record is from RefSeq and is a predicted model, not a curated record.